UUAUGGCGUCGGCUACUGCGCAUGACUUUGGCCGCUCGCGUACAGUAGGCCUGGCGUAAUGUAAUGUUUUCAUCAAACGCGCAGCCAAAAUCGCUCUCUAACGGCCGCCGAUCGAAGGUAAAUGAAGACGAAGUAUUUAAAAUGCGUCGGUAUAAAGCGUUAAGAUCGAGCAUUGAAGGAGGAUAUUAAAAUAGUGUGUGCGGGGAUUGCGGAUCAGGAGCAGCUUCCGUUACGCCUUGCGUGUCACUAGGCCCACUGACCCACAUUCGGGAGUGCGCUCGAGGAAGUACGCGCAUGAAAUUCAGCAUUGCAUUUCUCGUUAUUGCACCGUGAUAUUAUUCCUCGCAGCGCUGCUUUGUGACCCAGUGGCUGACAGGAGGGCUAAGAUCUGUCCGGGGACCUGUGUGUGUUUUACGGCUCUCAGGUUGGCAAGUCCUAUUCACCAAUGUCUUCCCAAUGUGGAACGUUUAUUUUACCCCAGAUUGAUCCAUGAGCCAGCAUUACCAUGAGCUCCAGAGACAGGGAUGAUGACAGUAUUUUUGAUGUGCUGAUGGAGGAAGAUGAGAAGGAUAAGGCGAAAAGAGUUUCGAGAAAUAAGUCAGAGAAGAAAAGGCGAGACCAGUUCAAUGUCCUCAUUAAAGAACUUGGCACCAUGUUGCCCGGCAACACUCGCAAGAUGGACAAGUCCACCAUCUUGCAGAAAAGCAUUGAUUACCUGCGCAAGCACAAAGAAAUUGCUGCGCAGUCUGAGUCGAGUGAGAUCAAACAGGAUUGGAAACCACCAUUCCUUAGCAAUGAAGAGUUUACACAGCUGAUGCUAGAGGCGCUGGAUGGGUUCUUCCUUGUAAUGCUGACCGACGGCAAUAUCGUUUACAUCUCUGAAAGCGUCACCUCUUUACUUGAGCAUCUGCCUUCGGACCUGGUGGAUCAGAACCUUUUGAACUUCCUUCCUGUGGGAGAGCAUGCAGAAGUUUAUAAAGUGCUGUCCUCCCACCCAGAAACUGAAAACCUCAGCUCUGGUUCCCUCAAGUCCAAGAACCAGAUGGAGUUUUGUUGUCACAUGCGCAGAGGUUCUGUGGAUACAAAGAAACCACAUGUGUACGAAUACGUCAAGUUUAUUGGCAACUUUAAAUCCCUUGCCAAUAUGCCUCAGUCAAAACGAAAUGGCCUUCAGGGAAUUUUACAGCGUUCAUUGCAACCAGCCUUUGACGAUAAAGUCUGUUUUAUUGCGACUGUGAGGCUUGCCAAACCCCAAUUCAUCAAAGAGAUGUGCAUGGUGGAGGAGCCCAAUGAAGAAUUCACAUCUCGACACAGUCUGGAGUGGAAGUUCCUUCUGUUAGAUCACAGAGCACCACCGAUCAUUGGCUAUAUGCCGUUUGAGGUGUUGGGGACAUCAGGCUAUGACUAUUAUCACGUAGAUGAUCUUCAUUUACUGGCCAAAUGCCAUGAACAUUUAAUGCAGUUUGGAAAAGGGAAGUCGUGCUAUUAUCGCUUUUUGACUAAAGGGCAGCAGUGGAUUUGGCUUCAGACUAACUACUACAUCACCUAUCACCAGUGGAACUCAAGACCAGAGUUCAUCGUGUGCACACACACUGUUGUGAGUUAUGCUGAGGUGCGAGCAGAGAAGAGGAGAGAGAUGGGUAUAGAGGAUUCUCCCCCUGAGCUGACUGGAGACAAGCCGUCUCAGAAUUCUGGGUCUGAAUCACAGAACACCCCCAGUCUGAGGGAGGUGCUGGAGCGUUUCAGUAACAGCCACACUCCCUCCACUUCCUCACAGAGCUCCCGCAAAUCUUCGCACACCACCGCCUCUGACAACACCUGCACCUCCACUCACUCUAAGCUACAGAUGGAUGUGAGCACUUCGCCCCGGACCACCACUGUUGACGUGACUCCACAACGGCGUUCCUCUGUCAGCACCCAGUCCAUGAGUUCCCAGAACACCACUCAGACUGACUCUCCAGGGCAAAUCAGCCAACAACAACAACAACCACAACAAACACAGCCAGAGCAGCAGGUUCAGCCUAAUGCCAUGUUCUCUGCGCAGUUGAAUGCAAUGCAGCACCUGAAGGAGCAGCUGGAGCAGAGGACACGAAUGAUAGAAGCAAACAUUCAGAAACAGCAGGAGGAACUAAAACAGAUCCACGAGCAGCUGCAGAGAGUGCAGGGACAGGGGGCUCAGGUGAUACCGCAGCAGUCAGGCGGGCAACUCAGCAUGCAGUUGCCGCAAGUUAGUGGAGCACAAACAAGCAUUUUAGGGGUUGGGACACAGGCUGGGGUCGUAGCUAUACAAGGUCAGAAUGUGACAAGUACAGCACACAGUUUGACUGUCCCACAGCAACAAGUACUUCCACAGCAGCAGCCUCCACAAUCCCUGCCUCAGAAUCUACAGAGCUCCUCUGUAACACAGCGUGGUCCGGUUUAUAACACCAUGAUGAUCAGCCAGCCUGCCAAUGCCAAUGUUGUGCAGUUACCCAGCAGCCUGGCACCAAAAAUCAAUCAGGGCAAUGCAAUAAACAGGUUUCCUGCAGGGCAGCAGUUGGUCACCAAGAUAGUGACGGCUCCAAUGGCGUGUGGCGCUGUCAUGGUACCUACGACAAUGUUUAUGGGUCAGGUAGUGACAGCUUACAGCCCGUUUCCACAGCAGCAAGGUCAGACGCAGACUAUAGCACUGCAAACUCAGCCCAGUGCGACUGCAGAACAACAGUCUCAAGCUACAUCAUUACAAUCAAAUCAACAGCAGGGGGCGACACAACAACAGACAAAACAGCAGCAACAGUUUUUGCAGAGCUUUCUCCAUGGCAACCAAUCUGCACAACUGAUCCUGCAGGCUUUCCCUAUUCAGCAGCAAGGCACAUUUACUCCCUCACAACAACAGCAGCAAACACAACAACAACAACAACAACAACUUCAACAAUUGAAGCCACAGACUCAAAAACAGCAAAAAACUUCCUCCUCUCACCAGACUGACAAAACUAAUGCCCAGUCUCAGUAACAUGGAUGAACACAACGGCCAAUCGUGUCUCAUCUGGGUGUUUAUUGGACAGAUGCUGGACUGAUUGCCAGCCCUCUUCCUGGCAAAUUCUUAGAAACUGGUUAUGAAGGUAGAAGUGCCAAUCUCCUUAUUUAUUUCAGCAGCUGAAAGCAAAGGACUGCUAGCCUUACAUGGUCUUUCAGUGGAAACUGCCCAAGGAACUGAGUCUGUCUGUACAGUCAGACCGUGUAUCAUACCAUGUAAAUAGACAAACAAAAGCAUAACAAGAUAUUGAAUAUUUUAUAUGCUGCAUGAAAAGUUAAAACUUUCAUUUGUAAUGUACUACCAGUUUUAUGAUUUCCAUUUUUAAUAUUAUUUUUUGGGCUCAAGUUUAAAAUUUUUAUAUUAUGCAUAUAGUGAUGCUUUAAACUUUUGUCCUUCCCUGACGAUAGCCUCAUUACAUAUAGUUAGGUUGGUGUAACGGUUUGUUGUGGAGGUUUUCAUAGGCACUAAGGUAAAUUUUGUACCUUAAGUUAUUAUAUACCCUGUGUCUCUGACUCGUACAAACAGAUUGUCCCAGUUUCUGUUUAUUUCUAACAUUCUUUUGAACAUUUGAUGCAGAGAAAUUUAAUUUGAUGUGAAGUUUUCCAAUUUAAGUGCCAGAAUUGAGUUGCUUCUUCCAGGUUGUGUGUGUUGAAUGUUCAUUUGCUUUUUAGCUGAGUCAAAGUCGUCUCGUAAAAAGUUGCACUGUGCACCUUUCCCCAUUUCUUAUAGCACUUACUGUGUUUAUACACACUAAAAUGGCCCAUCCCUCUAGUGAUUGUGAUAUAAUGGUCUUUUUGAGUUUUUGUGUGUGCAUGGAUGUACUGAACGUGUAUUUCUCAAAGAAUAUUUAACGUGUCGUGAAUGAGCUUUUCGAUCCUCAUUCAUAUCGGUUCUCCCUCGUGCUUUUGGGAGCUAUGCAAGAAGCCGCAUACAAGGCAAAGCAUUUGUGUAUGUGUGACUGAGAAAAGUUCAGAGUACUGUUGACAUUUUCGAUACAAUUUUCAGGAAAAUAAUGAUUAUAUUAUACUUAUUUUAGUUUCAUUUGCAAAGUUAUAAUUGAAACUGAAGCAGGGUUAAUGUGCAGUUUUGGAGUCUUAAAGUUAUGAAGGUGUGUGUGUGUGUAGAGAGAGAGAGAGAGAGAGAGAGAGAGAGAGGGCGAGAGAAAGUGUAGGCUAUUGUAUCAAUAACCAUUUGUGAUUCUUCCAAUAUCGCUGUGUGGGUUAUGUAUUCUCCCAAGCGAUGACCAAUCAGUUCUUGCGUUGCAGUAACUCCAAUAUUCUAGAUGUCUCCCCAUUGGCUUGUUAGCUAUAUACCUCAGAAAUCCAUAUUGUUGACAAAGGUUUUUAUAUAAGAAAUAUCCAAAGCAAUUUUAUUUUCAUAUGGUACAGGACUAAGAGUAAACAGUCUGGCUGUGUAUGGACCGGUAGCACUGUUAAAAGAGCAGUAAGAGUUAAAGUGUUCAUGGUUUAUGGUUCUAAACAGAUUUUAACGUAUAGAACUAGUGUUGAUCUCUGGCCUUCCAAUUUUGUGAAGAUGCUGAUCAAGUAGACACCAACUUUCCCCUGAUCUAUCCCGUACUCUUUCAUAGUUGUGUUGUUUGUGUCUCAUAAGAUUUUUCGUGCACUGAAACCCCCAAGUGUGUUAGUUGUUACUUUUGAACUGAUUUGUUUCAUAGUGUGUGUACAAUCAGUCCCACCCAAAAGGCUACUGACAGGAUAAAGAGAGGCUUGAUUAGGACUUUGCAUAACAACUUUCUGUAUCCAGAAUUACCUUUAUUUUUGUACACUUUGUAUUUCAGUGUCCAACCAGAUGAUUGUGUGCUUUCAGAAUAGAACGAUGGUUGGUUGUUAAUUACAGAGUUGAGUGGUUAAUAAUACAAUAAUAAUAAUAAUAAUAAUACGUUUUCAGUGAACAUGAGUAUGGUAUAUUCGCCCCUUCUAAUAUCAUGUUUUAAUCCUACAUUUUUUUCACUCUGUUCAUUCUGAAUUGCUGUGCGCAUGAAGUAUUAAACCACAAGCAAAUGUUCGCAAAGCAAUCAUAUUAUCCUCAAUGUGGCUGCAUUUGUAAGCACUGUCCUCUGUCUAUUGACCAAAAACUGAUCCUUUUCCCUUCACGACAUUCAGUCUUGAAUUAAAGCAAACAAUGUUAUUUACAUUCUCUUA
Myxocyprinus asiaticus (Chinese sucker) is the source of this 5178-nucleotide messenger RNA. RefSeq names its product circadian locomoter output cycles protein kaput-like. Gene Ontology annotation, cellular component: CLOCK-BMAL transcription complex; nucleus; cytoplasm. Gene Ontology annotation, molecular function: DNA-binding transcription factor activity, RNA polymerase II-specific; protein dimerization activity; E-box binding. The transcript is spliced from 21 exons. Gene Ontology annotation, biological process: circadian regulation of gene expression; regulation of transcription by RNA polymerase II. The coding region runs from base 506 to 2992 and encodes 828 amino acids. NCBI's taxonomy places the organism in Eukaryota, Metazoa, Chordata, Actinopteri, Cypriniformes, Catostomidae. The record is from RefSeq and is a predicted model, not a curated record.